AUGACCAUCCUAUGUUGGAAUUGUCAGGGGUUUGGGCAUCCCCUGACAAGGAAAGCUCUGCGAGAGCUAAUAAAAGUUUACCAGCCCAAGAUGGUGUUUCUUUCGGAAACUAAACAAAGGACACCUUUUCUAGAACGGUGGAGAAACAGGUUUGAUUUCCAUUCUUCCUUUUAUGUUAUUCCAGAGGGAUCAUCUGGUGGUUUAGCUUUAUGGUGGAAGAAUGAUUUACCAGUCCAAAUUUUACAUUCAACAAAUAGAUGGAUUGACGUUUUGGUAGUAGAUGUUUCCCAUUGGCAUGUCUCAUUCGUUUAUGGUGACCCUGAGGUUCGAGGACGUUUUGCUUUUCUCAAUAACUUAAGGGACAUGCAACAAGAAAUUCCGUGGCUAAUUAUGGGUGAUUUCAACAUUUGCAAUUCCCCAGUGGAUAAAUGGGGGAAUAGAAGCAUAAAUUAUGCUAUUGCGAGAGCUUAUAACUCUUUUCUCUUUGAAAACGACAUGGAGGAAUUGCCUUUUAAAGGGAAGAGAUAUACAUGGUCAAAUAAGCAGCGAGGUCAGGCCUGUAUCAUGGAAAGGUUGGACAGGGCAAUGAUCAACACAGACUGGAGGAAUCAGUUUGGUCAAUGUCAACUCAUCCAUGAAAAGAUGAUAGCUUCAGAUCAUCGCCCGUUGAUUCUCAUUCUUCAGCCGAAAGUUAAAAAAGUGGGAAAGACUUUUGCUUUUGACAUAAAGUUUGGUAACUCAUCAAAGAGAAUACAGGAGCUAUCUCGUCAGCUUGACAAUAUUAACUCCAAUCCAUUCAAUGGAGAUCUAGAUGAAGUAAGGGAAAUCAAGCGUAAUCUGAAUGACCUAUGGCAGUUGGAGGAAAUGUAUUGGUUCCAGAAGUCAAGAGAAGCUUUGUCUUUCUUCCAAGAGUUGUAUUCUGCUAAACAUUUGAGGGUUUUCGAGGACAUACUGCAAUCUGUUCCACAAGUAGUUUCCUCAAGAGUUAACGAAAGCCUUUGUGCCCCCUUUAUGGAGGAGGAAAUAAAGCUAGCAGUGUUCUCUUUGGCCGCUUAUAAAGCCCCUGGCCCUGAUGGGUUCGAAGGUUUGUUUUUUCAAAAAUACUGGGACACGGUCAAAGUGGAAGUGGUAAGACUAGUGCAGGAUUUUUAUCAGAGUAGUGUUCUUCCUCGCCACCUGAAUGCCACUAAUAUUGUUAUCAUCCCGAAGAAUAACAACCCACAGUUUUUCUCUGACUACAGACCCAUUAGUCUUUGUAAUUAUGCUUACAAAAUUAUCUCAAAGGUCUUGGCAAAUCGCUUGAAACCCUGGUUAAGGGAUCUCAUAUCCCCAGCACAGUCAGCUUUUGUUCCCCACCGAAGUAUCCAGGACAAUAUAGGUAUUGCUCAUGAAGCUUUCCAUGGCUUAAAAUUAAGAAGAAAGGGAAGAAUAGGGAUCAUGGCAAUUAAAGCAGAUAUCCACAAGGCAUAUGACAGUGUGGAUUGGAAUUUUCUAGUGGCUGUCAUGCGUCAAAUGGGAUUUUGUGAGCAAUGGGUGAACUGGAUUUUUCAAUGUGUCUCAACGGUAGAAUACUCAGUGAUGAUUAAUGGAGAGCUUUCUCCACUUUUUCAGCCAUCUAGAGGGUUGCGCCAAGGUGACCCAAUAUCACCUUAUCUCUUCCUUAUGAUCUCAGAUGUUCUUUCAAGAUUUAUUGAGCAGGCCUUGAACCAAAACCAGAUUAAAGGGUACAAGAUCAAGAAGCACUGCCCUCCUAUCUCCCAUCUUCUUUUUGCUGAUGAUACAGUUUUGUUUGGGAUAGCUACAAUAGAGGAAGCAACUCGGUUAAAGCAGAUUCUGGACACUUACAGUCUAGCAUCGGGGCAAAAAAUUAAUGCAUCAAAGUCCGACAUUAUGUUUAGCCACAAUACAGAGCCACACAUUCAGCAUCAGAUAGGCCAGAUUUUGGGUUUUCAAAACUCGGGUGCCUUCUCUAAAUAUUUAUGGCUUCCAACCUCAUGGGGAAGAUCAAAAAGCCAUGCAUUAGCUUUUCUCAAAGACCGAAUUAGCAGUAAACUCCAAGGGUGGAAGAGCAAAUUUCUUUCACAAGCAGGGAAAGAAGUGUUGAUAAAGGCAGUAGUUCAGGCUAUCCCAAAUUUCAUUAUGCAAGUCUUCAAGCUUCCCUUGAGUAUAAUUCGAGAGCUUCAUCAGUUGGCAGCGAGAUUUUGGUGGAGGCACUCAGUUGAUAAAUCCAAUUUUCAUUGGAUUAAGUGGAAGAAUCUUACUAAGAGUAAAUCAGAGGGAGAAUUCAUAAUUCGAAGUCAACAACCUCCUGAUAGCCUAGUUCUUUAUGUAGCAGACUUAAUUAAUGCAAGCACAAAACAGUGGGACCUGCCCAUCAUAUAUGCAUCCUUUACUCCAGAAGAGUGUGCAGCAAUCAGGAAAAUUCCCUUGUGUCAACAGCCUCUUGACCCUAAAAGGAUUUGGCAUUUCUCGAAGAAUGGAGAAUUGACGGUCAAGUCAGUGUACUUCCAGCUACAAAGUUUUAGUAGAUUAAGGAAUCAAUAUGAUCCAUCAACAUCUAGAUCUCCCCCUCCUUCAUUCUGGAAGAUGGUAUGGUCCAUCCCGGUCCCCCCAAAGGUCAGGAAUUUUAUUUGGCGGGCUUGUACUAAUUCCUUAGCAACCAGAGUAAAUUUGUAUGCUCGUGGCAGUGCUUCAUCUCCUCUUUGCCCCUUAUGUCAUCAAACAGCUGAAUCUGUAGAACACUUGAUUUUCUUAUGCCCUCAUGCAGCUGCAACUUGGUUUGGCUCAAGACUGGGGUUUAGUCCAAAUGCUAAUGGUUUUGAGUCUUUUUGGUUAUGGUUGCAAUAUCUCCAGAAAAUGGCCAAUCAUCCAGAUCAAAUGGAACUAAGGUUAGCUUGUCUUCUUAGCUGGUAUAUUUGGAAAGCAAGAAAUAAGGCUAUUUUUGAAGACAUUGUUCCAGAACCAGAGAAGACCUUUAAAAGGGCUCAAGAUGAAGUUGAGGAGUUGUGCUUUAUAACAGUUCCACAAAGGCAUUCUUUGGCUAUGCCUCAGAUCAUUCUCCAAAGCAGCCCAAUAGUGUGGACACCUCCCCCUAUUGGGGAAGUCAAACUGAAUGUAGAUGCAUCUUUUGAUAACAUCUCUUUUGAAACAGGUAUGGGGGUAUUAGCUCGAAAUGCUGAAGGAGAGUUUAUAGACGGAUCCGCGUCAGUUUCCUUCAGCCUAUCUGCUUUAGCGGCGGAAGGAUGGGCAAUCAAGAAAGCAGUGGAUUUUGCUAUUAGUAAGGGUUGGACUUCUUGUGUUAUAGAAUCAGAUGCCCUUCAGUUUGUUCAGGCUGUUUUAUCUCCUCAAGAGUCCCCUCCAUGGGAAAUUGAGGCUAUCAUUCGUGAUGUGCGAUGUAUUUUAUCAAACUAUCCUUUGAUCAAAAUUGCUCAUGUUAAAAGAUCAGCUAAUAGAUGCGCAAAUUGGAUAGCUAAUUCAGUGAGAAGGGGCAAGCUUUUUCCAGCUUGGAGUUCCAACAUCCCCAGCCAAUUAAUGCAUCUAUUAGCUGAGGAUAGAAUGUUCCCGGUCAUUUCUUGA
Molecule: messenger RNA, 3576 nt
Organism: Hevea brasiliensis (rubber tree)
Lineage: Eukaryota; Viridiplantae; Streptophyta; Magnoliopsida; Malpighiales; Euphorbiaceae
Exons: 4
Coding region: 1-3576 (1191 amino acids)
Molecular function (GO): nucleic acid binding; RNA-DNA hybrid ribonuclease activity
Source: RefSeq, a predicted model, not a curated record